AUGAUUGACCUCCAGAGAAGAGUUGUCAUUAUCGGCGCUGGUGUUGGUGGGUUGUCCCAAGCUAUUGCUCUCAAAACUAAGCUCGGAUUUCACGAUUUUACAAUAUACGAGAAAGGGUCUGAAGUUGGUGGGGUGUGGAGGGCCAACACAUAUCCUGGAUGCUCGUCGGAUGUCCAAAUUCAUUGGUACAGCUUAUCAACAGACCUUUACCCAUACUGGAACAAGUCGCAUGGCCUUCAACCGGAGAUUCAAGCCUAUUGGAUUAAGCUCUCGAAGAAAUAUAAUCUAUAUCCACAUAUCGCGUUCAACACAAAAGUGUUAUCUGCCGAAUGGGAUGAUGCCAAACAGCAGUACACUAUCAUCACAGAAGAUGUCUUUUCAGGCAAGAGAAUGUCAAGCGUGGCCCAUGUCGUGAUAUCUGCCAUUGGUAACUUGGAGGCCCUAAGGAUUCCGUACGAGAUCCCUGGAGUUCAGGAAGUUUCAGGUGAUUGGAAAUGCCUCCUCCGGUUCGUGCCACAUCUAUCUGAAGACCCGUCUGUUGAAGUAGUUAACUUCAUCCGUACCCCCACCUGGUUCAACACUCGACCACAUAUUCCGUACUCGGACACCGAGAAAUGGAUAUUUUCCAACAUUCCUCUUGCAAUGCGACUGCACCGAGCUUGGAUCAUGUUCUGGUUCGAUCUUCCCUCUAUCGUACGCCCGAGUGACAAAACACUCAAGAAACGACGUGAGGUGAUGACGAAAUACAUCCUCGAUAGCGCGCCGAGUAGAUACCGUGGUUAUAUGAUACCCAAUUAUCCUCCAGGUUGCAAGCGGACUGUCGCAAACAGUGGUUACCUGGAUAUUCUUCAUCGGCCUAACUUGACACUGAACUUUGACGGAAUUGCCAACAUAGUAGAGAAUGGCAUCAUCACAAAAACUGGUGAACUGUUGCCAUUUGAUGUAAUCGUAUACGCGACUGGUUUCACCGGCGAUCGAUACCCAAUGCACGUUCGAGGCUUGAAUGGAGCUACUAUUCAAGGCUAUUAUGAUGCUCAUGGUGGCCCUACCGCAUACCUCGGGACUACAAUUCCUGACAUACCAAACUUUUACAUACUAGCUGGACCCAAUACUGGAACACCAACAUCGUCGUUGUUUGUGGAAGAAGUUCAAAUUGGAUAUAUCCUUCAACUCAUAGAGCCGGUCCUCAGCGGUUUCGCUUCGUUUUUCACCGUCAAAGCUUCACCCACGGAUGCGUAUAAUGCCAAGGUUCAAGAACGAAUAUCCCGCUCGGUGUUAGUGCAAUGCUACUCCUGGACACGUACGAACGGCACAGGGAAGGUAUUUAAUGCGUUCCCUUGGGCUGUGACAAUUUGGUGGUGGUGGCUUCGCAAACCGAAUUGGGAUCAUUAUGUGGCAGUCGGCGCCGAGAAAUGGGUAUGGGCAAGGCGAAGAAAGACUGUUAAGAACAGUUUGAAAUGGGCUGUAGUCUUGACGCUAUUGUGGUCAUAUAUCAGCGGCUCUGCUCAGACGACAUGGUGCGACUAUCUAUGGCUUAUGGCUACUUGA
Molecule: messenger RNA, 1548 nt
Organism: Suillus bovinus
Lineage: Eukaryota; Fungi; Basidiomycota; Agaricomycetes; Boletales; Suillaceae
Exons: 17
Coding region: 1-1548 (515 amino acids)
Source: RefSeq, a predicted model, not a curated record